GUCUUUGUGCCUAGAAAUUAAGUCCAGAGCAUCGGCCGGUGUCAAAUGUUUGGUCGCGCUCUAAUUUAGGCUACCUUCCUCUGUCGUGAAACCGUUAAUCACACGUUCCAGAAUUACACACCAUUUCAGCAGCGCCCAACGAUACGUAGAGGGAAAGAAGGAGACGGGACAUCGUCUAGGAAUUAUCCCAGUGUUUUCCCGGUCCUCCCGCAGGUUCACUGCUGUUGCUUUAUUUGGAAGUCCCGGAAGCGUUUGCUGCCCUGCUCAGUUGACUGACAAGAAGGCUUGGGGAAGGGACGCGCACAGGGACCAGCUCGGCUGAGGACGUGUGGGAUCAAGGAAAAUAAAGGCAACACUGCCGUAAUAACACAGAAGAGAACACAGACACAGAAGCAUGGAAAGGCUUGUAGAGCGUUUGGAAAAUGCUGUGAUUCGCUUGGAGAAGGUGUCCGUCAAGUUACAGGGCCAGGGCAUGGCCAAUGGAGACAUCCUUAAUGGGAUUAAUGGAGCUCUGUCGGAGUGGAUGGAGGCGUUUGAUGUGCUGCUGAAGGGACCAGUGGCUGAGUACAUGAAGCACAGCCGAGCCAUCGGGGACGACGUGGCCCAACAUGCUGAGAUGGUAAACAAUGCUCUGCAAGUGGAGAGAGCCUUCCUCAAGAUGGCCAGCACACACCAGGAGCCAGCUCAGCAGAUGGAGCUAGCCGACCUGUUGCGGCCAGUCUCGGAGCAGAUUCAGGAGGUGCAGAGUUUCCGGGAGAAGCACCGUGGCAGCAGCCUCUUCAACCACCUGUCCGCCGUGAGCGAGAGCAUCCCUGCCCUGGGCUGGGUCGCCAUGGGUCAAAAGCCAGGCCCCUACGUGAAAGAGAUGAAUGAUGCAGCCAUUUUCUACACCAACAGAGUGCUGAAGGACUACAAAGACUCUGAUCCACGUCAUGUGGACUGGGUGCAUUCUUAUCUGAGCAUCUGGACGGAGAUGCAGCUCUUCAUCAAACAGUACCACGCCACUGGCCUGGCCUGGAGUAGUACCGGUCCCAUGGCCCCAGCCUCUCUGUCCUCCCAUGCUCAUUCAGGUCCUUGUCCCCCGCCUCCCCCUCCCCCACCACCCCCCGGCCCCCCGCCUGUAUUCACCAAUGAGGAAGGACCCAAGCAGGAUGCCCCCGCUGCCCAGCGCUCUGCCUUGUUCGCCGCGCUCAACCAGGGAGAGGCCAUCACUAAAGGCCUGAAGCAUGUGGGGGAGAACCAGAAGACCCAUAAGAACCCAGUUCUGCGGACUCAGGGCGGGUCACAGCAGGCCUCGCCCUCCAAAUCCAAACACCACGGCUCCUCGAAAAAGAAACAAAACAAGAAGCACCCCCCCUUGCUGGAGCUGGAGGGGAAGAAGUGGAGAGUGGAGUACUAUGAGCAGACCCAUGAUCUGAUCAUAGACGAGACGGAGCUGAAGCAGGUGGUGUAUAUCUUCAGCUGCAACAACUCGACAAUUCAUAUCAAAGGGAAAGUCAACUCCAUCAUCAUGGACAACUGUAAGAAACUGGGCCUAGUGUUUGACAAUGCUGUGGGAAUUGUUGAAGUCAUCAACUCCAAAGACGUGAAGCUUCAGGUGAUGGGGAAGGUCCCCACCAUGUCCAUCAAUAAGACAGAAGGCUGCCAAGUGUACCUGAGCAAGGAGGCCCUGGACUGUGAGAUCGUCAGUGCCAAGAGCUCUGAGAUGAACAUACUCAUACCGCAGGGGGAUGACUAUAAAGAGUUUCCAGUACCAGAGCAGUUUAAGACCGUCUGGGACGGCUCCAGGCUGGUGACGGAGCCCACAGAGAUCGCCGGCUGAUCUGAUCUGAUCUGAUGCUACUUCAUCCCACUCCUCUUCUGCAUCUCUGCAAUCAUCUCCUGUCCUCCUCCUAUUCCCAUUGUAUCUUUCCUCACUGCACUUUUAACAGUCCAUCACUCCGUCCGAGACCAGACCGACUGUGGGAAAAGGGAUUACAACUCACAGACCCCACCGCACUAGAUAGGCUAGAUUAGAAAUUGGUUUUACCUCAAAAUUAAAAUGUUUUUAAAAAGGCCAUUUUAAGGUCAUCUACAGAUCCAGCCCAUACACGAUAAUUCAUAUAUUCCCCAGGCACUUACAAUAAGUAGUUUGUGUCAUGAAAGGAGUGCCCAUUUGUCAAAAGCAUUGUAGUUGGCUUUUGCCUACCUGCAUUAUUUUUGUCUGUCAUUACGGUCGUGCUACAAUGCUCUUGAUUAAAAAAAAAAAAAAAUGAAAUUUGGGUCAGUAAUGAAACCCUGCUACCACUAAAACUUUUGUUUAUAUUUGCUAAGAUUUAGCUGGGCUGCUCCACUGCUGUUCGAAAAGAUAUUAGUUUCCCCCCAUUUUAGAAAGUGUUUAUUAUAAGAAUUUAUUCACAACAUUUUUUUUAUACAUCUUUGUGGGAAUUUUUGUGUGCAUUUUUUUUAAUUUACGAAUAGCCUUCAAAAUCUUUCAAAACAAGAUUCAAUCACAGAAGAUGCUGAGUGAUUACUAAGGUAGACAGGGCAUUGAAGAGUGCCGAAAAAGUAGGGGUUGUCAAUGAAUAACUGCAGAUACAAUUUGAACUCAACAAAGGGAAUGAAUGUUGUCACUGAAGUAUACAGUCACUCACAAUUUAUUUGGCAAUGUAGUGUUACAUGUAAUGGCAAUAGUCACUUGUUCCAUACAGCUGACCAAGUUGGCUCAACAAGUUAGCUGGCUAACUUUUGUGAUGUACAUGCAGAAUUAACAAACGGUAGUCUGUUCCAUUUCACAGAAAAUCCUGGCAGUUUGCCAUUGAAAUGGCUCAGAGGGUGGCAUAGGGAGAAAGUUAUUGUGCGUCUAUACUGUGACUGUUCUGGAUGUGACCCUGUCCAAUGGCAGAUGUGUUGUGAAAUGUGUUGAAAAGGAAUUAAGUUAUUCUGCUGGCAUUAGCUGACAUUAAAGCUCUCAGUAGAACUGUACUGUACGCCACAAUCACCACAAGUUACCCAGUGUGUUGUGAAACUUUCCUGUAACCUAAAAUGCAAGCAAAUCAUGAGAUGUUUAGAUGACUUCACACAUGCACUUACUGCAGGGUGUCCAUAGUGAGAUAUACUCCAAAUGCCUUAGAGCCUAGCUAGAAGUUGAUCUUCACUGGUUAAAUCCAUGCCUUAAUAAUUGUAGGUCUGCACUGUGUUACAUCAAUAUACAGAAAUGAUGUAUUUCCAUAGUUUUUGGUAGUCUGGAACAUGACUGGAGAGGGCAGGAAAUUGACAUAUUAAAUCCAAAUUAAGUAUCUACA
Molecule: messenger RNA, 3284 nt
Organism: Clupea harengus (Atlantic herring)
Lineage: Eukaryota; Metazoa; Chordata; Actinopteri; Clupeiformes; Clupeidae
Gene: cap2
Product: cyclase associated actin cytoskeleton regulatory protein 2
Biological process (GO): cell morphogenesis; actin filament organization; cytoskeleton organization
Cellular component (GO): cytoplasm
Molecular function (GO): actin binding; adenylate cyclase binding
Source: RefSeq, a predicted model, not a curated record